UAAAAGGGUAUCCAGAACCAGGGACGAGGGAACGGAGGUGUAAAUAGAAAGGGAAAGCUAUUGGUCUCUCCCUCUCUCUCCCCUGCUUUCUCUCCCUCUUGCUCUCUCUCUUAUUAAAUCAAUGAAUUAAUUAUUAAGUAGGAAAUAAAUACAAGGAAUCAAGCCUCCACCGGGACCAGCAGACGAUCGCGCUUUUGAUAUGCGUUUUAGCCGAAUGAUACAUAUGUAUUCAUAUGAAUGUAAAUAUUUGCUUAGGUGGGACUAGAGCGGGACCAGCACUUGCAAGGCUUUUUUUUUGGACCACAAUUUGACCAAUACUUAGGAAGCUUUUACGAAACCACCCACAAAUCGCGCUGCUGCUGUCACUGUCACCACAACUCAUUGGCGGUCCGAAGAUGGCAACUUUAACGAAUGGGCAGGUGGACGGCACGGGACACGUCGUCGGUGUUGCCACUACUAACGGUCUUGUGAACGGAUUAAGCCACAGCCACAGUCCGGCAGGCUGCUCGGCUACCAUCCCUAUGAAGGACCACGAUGCAAUCAAAUUGUUCAUCGGUCAAAUACCGCGCAAUCUGGAUGAAAAGGACCUCCGGCCGCUCUUCGAAGAGUUCGGGAAGAUCUACGAGCUCACAGUCCUCAAGGAUCGCUUUACGGGCAUGCAUAAAGGCUGUGCCUUCCUCACCUAUUGUGCCAGAGAGUCGGCCCUGAAAGCUCAGAACGCCCUUCACGAGCAGAAGACACUGCCAGGGAUGAACAGACCCAUCCAGGUGAAGCCGGCGGACAGCGAGAGCCGAGGAGAAGACAGAAAACUCUUUGUUGGAAUGCUCAACAAGCAGCAGUCCGAAGAUGAUGUGCGUCGUCUCUUUGAGUCAUUUGGUGGAAUUGAGGAGUGCACCAUCCUCAGAGGUCCUGAUGGAAACAGCAAAGGCUGCGCGUUCGUAAAAUACUCUUCCCAUGCUGAAGCUCAGGCAGCCAUCAGUGCACUACACGGCAGCCAGACAAUGCCUGUGAGUGGAGGUGCCUCCUCUAGUCUGGUGGUGAAGUUUGCCGACACGGACAAAGAGCGUACCAUCCGGCGCAUGCAGCAAAUGGCUGGUCAGAUGGGGAUCUUUAACCCCAUGGCCCUGCAAUUCGGCGCCUAUGGGGCUUACGCACAGCAGGUCCAGCAACAAGCAGCAUUGAUGGCAUCAGUAGGUCAGGGUGGGUAUCUCAGUCCCAUGGCGGCCUUUGCCGCCGCCCAGAUGCAGCACAUGGCCACCAUCAACGGCAUCCCUGGGGCGCCUAUGACCCCCACUUCAGGUGGCAGUACCCCACCUGGCAUCAGCGCCCCUACAGUAACCAGCAUCCCCUCGCCCAUCAGCGUAAACGGUUUCACUGGCAUGCCCCCCCCUCAGGCCAACGGCCAGCCCCCCACGGAGGCAGUCUUCACCAACGGGAUCCACCCCUACCCAGUGUUGCAGGAGGUGGUGUUUCGGGAGGACUCUGAGAAGAACGGCUUGGGCGUGGCUCCCCGGAGUUGUUUUGGGGUUCAGGGAGGGUGCUUCCUGUCCUCUCUCUCUGAAGCUCAGAGUCCUACUGCAGCCGAUCCUUUACAGCAGGCUUACACUGGGGUCCAGCAGUAUGCAGCAGCCUACCCAGCUGCAUACGGGCAAAUCAGCCAGGCCUUUCCCCAACCCCCACCCAUCAUACCACAGCAACAGAGAGAAGGGCCGGAGGGCUGUAACCUGUUCAUCUAUCACCUCCCUCAGGAGUUUGGGGAUGGCGAGCUGAUGCAGAUGUUCCUGCCUUUCGGUAAUGUCAUCUCCUCCAAAGUGUUUGUGGAUCGGGCGACAAACCAAAGUAAAUGCUUUGGGUUUGUUAGUUUCGAUAACCCGGGCAGUGCUCAGGCUGCCAUACAGUCCAUGAAUGGCUUUCAGAUCGGCAUGAAGAGGCUCAAGGUGCAGCUCAAAAGGCCGAAGGAUGCCAACCGCCCCUACUAGUCUCCUGCCCCACCCAGCUGCCCCUGCCCUGGGGGCUAAGGCAGCCGCUACGCACAGGGAAAAGACGGGUUUGUAGAGCGGGAUCGUAACUUGAUUAAAUGAAAAAGAACACUGACCUGAAAGAGCAAUGGACAACAGGAUCAUUGGUAGGGGAUUCAAAUGCAUCAAAAACUGGGAAAAACAUAAAAAGAGACGAGAUGAGUAAAAGGAUAACUGUUGGACGUACCGAGGUGAGGACUCACACAAGCUUGGUAGCCCAACCCCUUCUGCCUCGCCCCCCAGGACUAAGGCUCUCUUUCUCCCCCCUCCACCUUUAUCUAUGGCCCCUAAAACCCUGCUUGAGUGACAUCUACCUUAUUGGACCACAAGGGAGUUAUUACUAAUGAUCAACUAGAAAAUAGAAAAAAAAAGGGAAAAAAAAGAAAGAAAGAAAAACAUACAAAUGACCAACCCCAAUCGAAAAGAGACAAAGGAACCCUGGACAUCAGGAGACUUGAAAGAACUUUUUAAAAAAACAGUAUGGAGGAUUGCCAUAGGAUGUAUUUAAGUAAGGACGUUUGUGUAUGGAGGAACUAACUUUUUAAAGACCAAUUUUACAGGACAUGAAACAAGAAGGGACAGACCUUCUCGGAGGAGAGAGAUAGGACUUUGUCGGCGAUGUGAUAUUUCAGGACACAAACUCGCAUUGAAUGGGGAUGGCCAUCUUUAGCUUGGAGUGCCUGUCCGUUUCCAGGGGAUACCGUUGCCAAGGACAGCCAUAGCAACGGUCUCCAGGGAGUUUUACCUGUCAUUCCUUAGUUGUUUUAGGGACCAAAAGACCAAACAUUUUUAUUGCUGGGGACUUGUAGCUCUAAUAUACUCGGACCACUGCUUCUCUUUCAGUCAGUGUUAAGUGGCUAAAGAGUUGCAUUUAAAAGAUGUGUACAUUUAAAAUAUAUAUACAAUAUAUGUAUAUAUAUAUACAUAUAUAUUGCUGAUAUGCUUUUUGAAUACAGGCAGAACUAUUUCAGAUGACCAAUGGGGUCACUCACUUCGCUAGUUUACAAUUAACUAUUCAAAAGGUUUAUUUUUUUCUCUUCUCAUUUUCUCUUGGUAGUGAUGGAGAGUGCAUGGGGAGGGUUGUUCCAUAUCACAGCCUUACCUUUUCUAACUUGACAUCCUAACCUCAUAGUUAAAAGAACAUAAAAAAGUUUGAAAUAUAUAAACUUGUUUAUAUUUGCAGUACAUAUAUAUGUAUAUGUAUAACAAGCAUUCGAGCAAAUGUAUUAAUAUAUAUACAUAUAUACAGUAUAUAUGGAUAAAUAGAUAUUAAUCACAAUCUAAUAUAUGUAUUUAUAUACGCAUAUUUUAUAUAUGUGUGUCUGUAUAUAGAACGGCCUUUGACUAUGUUGAGCUGUAAUCUUUUUGUAGAUUUUAGCUAGUUUGAAACACUGCUCUGCUUGGGAAGAAACGCAAAUCUGGCAGCUCCCAAAACUGCAGGCAUUCCUAUCUCUGAUAAACUAUAUGCUGACACACAUUAUAUUGCUAAAUAUAUGUGUAAAUCUUACACAUAUGUAGGUGUAAAUACUAUUUGAAAAUGCAAAAAGCCACUUCUCAGUAGCAGGCUUUAAGAGAUUAAGGCUACACAAAUUUAGAGGAAAAGGACAAAUAUCUUCGACUCUAUUCCAAACAUAUCUUUUGAGCUUCACACUACAGAUACGUAAACAGUGUUUCCUUUGAAACUUGAACCAAAAUGGAUAAAUAUAUCAUGAUAUGAACUGGGGGGUUUUUGCAUUCAAGUCAAGUGCACGUAGCUUACAGGCUAUCACCACAGGAAGGUGUGCCUUGUCACCUGCAGAAUCUGCCAUCAAGCACUGUGCUCUCAAAACACUACUGCAAGCAGCCAACGCGCUACUAUGAUGUCAAUUCAUCCAUGCCCCAUCACAACCGUAUUCUUCACCAUUUGCAUAUAACGUUCAAGUACGCGUACACACACUCGUCAAAACUAUUAACAGUUAAAUAAUGCCAUAAUAGUCUUACCAGGCAUCAAUUUAACUUGUUUGUCACUGGAAAUUAGCAUUAGAGCUCAGAAAGUGAGUCUUAAUUUUAUGUGUAGUACAAGAACCCUAUAUAGAAGUGGGAAAUAGGGCAUCACUAGCUAGCAAGAAUGCAGUUCAGGCUCCAUUCAGUGCCCAGAAAGGGUCAAGUUCAGGGUUAGAAUUUUUCUUGGCAUUGGCUGGUAAGGGUAAUAAUUACAUAUUACAUCUUGAGAACUUACUAUAGUUGUAUGUGUGAUUUCCUGUUUUAUAAAAAAUGAAUUACAAUUAACGGUUUGUCCACUGAA
This is a messenger RNA of Osmerus eperlanus (European smelt), 4302 nucleotides long. It is a transcript of the gene celf4, whose product is annotated as CUGBP, Elav-like family member 4. The record is from RefSeq and is a predicted model, not a curated record. Gene Ontology annotation, molecular function: mRNA binding. The transcript is spliced from 14 exons. NCBI's taxonomy places the organism in Eukaryota, Metazoa, Chordata, Actinopteri, Osmeriformes, Osmeridae. Gene Ontology annotation, cellular component: nucleus; cytoplasm; ribonucleoprotein complex. Gene Ontology annotation, biological process: mRNA splice site recognition; regulation of alternative mRNA splicing, via spliceosome. Bases 396 to 1979 code for a protein of 527 amino acids.